UAUCAAUAAUAUCUGGGCUAAACAAAUUCGUUGAUGGUUCGUAUCGUUGAAGCGUCUAUAUCCGUUUCCGCUCGGAGCAACUGAACCUCCGUCGCCGGAGGAUGAGCAGGCGGAGUGCUCUCCCUCAUCUUCUACUGCUUCGCUCUUACUCAGGCAAACCAUCCCCGACCCCGCCGGCUCCAGUUCUUGUUUCAUUCAGUUCUUCAUCCCACACUGACGAUGUUAGUAGUAGGCUCCCUGGACUGGUGACAGAAGAGUAUCGAAGCGACUCUCCAUUGUUUUCGCCACAAGAGUUCGCUUUUUUGAAGGACUCCUUGUCGGCUAGGUCUACUUCCGGUGGUAUGGAUGAUGCUGUCCUUUUAAUUAAAAGUGUACUUCGGGAGUAUGGCAGUAGCAGUAAUGGCUGUUUGGGGGAGGAAGCUCAGAAAAUUCUUAGGCAGUUGAGGGAUAAGCUAAACCCAGAUUUGGUGGCUCGGGUUCUCAGAGAGGUUCGGGACGCUGAACUGGGCGUGAAGUUUUUCAUGUGGGCUGGUAGGCAGAUAGGGUAUAGUCAUAGUGUAGCUGUGUUCGAUGCUUUACUAGAUGCUGUCCUCACCAGGGAACCCAAUAAUUCUUAUAAUGCGGCAGUUCCGGAGCAAAUUCUCCAUGGUCUUAUGGAUGAUGAUAAGGAGGUUUUGGGGAAAUUGCUUAAUUUUUUUGUCCUCAAGUGCUGCCGAAAUGGAUUGUGGAACUUGGCUUUAGAAGAGCUAGAGAGGCUCAAGAGUUUAGGGUACAAGCCCUCCAGAGUCACUUACAAUGCUUUAAUUCUGGUUUUUCUGCAAGUGGGUAAGUUGGAUUCUGCUUCUUUGAUUUACAGGGAGAUGUCAGGGUUAGGGUUCAAGAUGGAUAUGCACACACUGAAUUGCUUUACACGCUCACUGUGCAAGGAAGGUAAAUGGAGAGAAGCCCUUGAUUUGAUGGAGAAGGAAGGCUUUGCUGCUGAUACUGUGAUAUACACUUCGAUGAUUUCUGGGCUAUGCGAAGGUUCUUUUUUUGAAGAGGCUAUGAAUGUUCUGAACAUAAUGCGAUCGAGUUCAUGCAUCCCCAAUAGAAUUACUUAUGAGACCUUACUUUGUGCCUGUUUGAACCAAAGAAAACUGGGUAGGUGUAAGAGAAUUCUUAAUAUGAUGAUUCUAGAAGGUUGCUGUCCAGGCCAAAAGAUAUUUAAUUCACUUGUACAUGCUUAUUGCAGAUCAAUGGAUUACUCGUACGCCUAUAAAUUACUCAAGAAAAUGGACCGCUGUGGCUACCAACCUGGUUAUGUGGUCUACAACAUACUGAUCGGAGGUAUAUGCGGCAAUGAUGACUUACCAAGCAAGGAAUCGCUAGAACUGGCCGAAAAAAUCUACGAGGAAAUGCUUCAUGUAGGGGUUGUACUGAAUAAAGUCAACGUUUGCAACUUUGUCCGUUGUCUUUGUGGGUCCCAAAAUUUUGAGAAAGCCUUUCAUGUGAUUCGUGAAAUGAUGAGCAAGGGUUUUGUACCUGAUGUUAGCACAUACUCUAAAGUUAUUGGCUUCCUCUCCAGUGCCUCAAAAAUAGACAAGGCAUUCAUGUUGUUUCAAGAAAUGAAAAAAAAUGGCCUCGUUCCUGAUGUUUAUACUUAUACAGUACUGAUCGACAGCUUCUGUAAAUCUGGAUUCAUCAAACAGGCUCGUAUUUGGUUUGAGGAGAUGAGAAGUGAGGGUUGUAUGCCCAAUGUAGUGACUUACACAUCUCUUUUACAUGCAUGCCUCAAACAAAAGAGGAUUUCCGAAGCAAAUGAGCUCUUUGAGUUAAUGUUGUCUGAAGGAUCCAUUCCUAAUGUUGUGACCUUUACUGCUCUGAUAGAUGGCUUCUGCAAAGCAGGGAAUGUGGAUAAGGCUUGCCAGAUCUAUGCAAAAAUGAAGGGAAGUGUUAGCACUUCCGAAGUAGACAUGUACUUUGAGACAGAUAUGGGUAAUAGUGCAGUGAAGCCCAAUCUUGUAACAUAUGGAGCUUUAGUGGAUGGUCUAUGCAAAGCACAUCGGGUAAACGAUGCUCGUGAUCUAUUGGAUACAAUUUUAGUGGAAGGUCAAGAGCCCAAUGUUAAUAUAUAUGAUGCUCUAAUUGAUGGAUUUUGCAAGAAAGGAAAGACAAACGAAGCACAUGAAGUGCUUUCCAGGAUGCUGGAUCGUGGGUACGAUCCUAGUGUUUUUACUUACAGUUCUUUCCUCGAUAGACUUUUAAAAGAUAAACACUUGGAUCUUGCUAUGAAAGUUUUGUCUCAAAUGCUCAAAAAAUCUUGCCGACCAAAUGUUGUGAUCUACACGGAGAUGAUAGAUGGCCUAUCUAAGGUUGGAAAGACGGACGAAGCUUACAAGCUUAUGUUGAUGAUGGAAGAAAAGGGCUGCAAGCCAAAUGUUGUGACUUAUACCGCAAUGAUAGAUGGAUUUGGUAAAGCUGGGAAAGUUGAAAAAUGCCUUCAAUUAAUCCAGCAGAUGGUUAGUAAGGGUCUUGCACCAAAUUACAUAACUUAUGCAGUCACAAUCAAAUACUGUUGUUCUACUGGUUUACUGGAUGAGGCUGUCCAUUUGCUAGAUGAGAUGAAACAGACAUAUUGGCCGAGGCAUAUGGAAAGCUAUUAUAAGAUUAUUGAAGGGUUCAACAAAGAGUACUUAAUCGGUCUUGGUUUAUUGGAGGAAAUGAGCACAAAGAGUUCUACUAUCUCUGUAUUCCCCAUUUAUAGGAUUUUGAUUGAUAGCUUACUCAAAGCUGGAAGACUGGAAGUGGCUGCUGACCUACAUAAAGAAAUUUCAUUGUCGUCAUAUCACGACAAGAAUAUUUAUGCUUCUUUAAUCCAUAAUCUUUGUAUUAAUAUGAAAGUUGAUAAAGCAUUCGAGUUAUAUGCAGACAUUGUAAAGAAAGGUGCAAUUCCAGAAGUGAGCGUCUUUGUUAGCCUCAUCAAAGGGCUUGUAUUGGCCAACCGGUGGGAGGAUGCGCUCGACCUCUCUAGGAGUCUAUGUGAUAUGGAAGUUCGCUGGCUAACUGCUGACAAGAAAAUGGACGGCAGUUAGUAUGAUAUAUGGGUUCAACUAAGUUCAAUCAAUUCCCAUGAAUAUCCGGUGACAUCAGACACCUCUGGCUUAAGAAAAAGACCAAUUUGUCCAGCUGGGAGAGUCCUGUUAACUGCUGCAUGUAAUGUGUUUCAGCGGCAGGCCGGCAGCUAGAACCAAGGCGAGGAUAUAUGUGCAUGGCAUUGUGUGGGAAAGAAUCAUUCUACCGAGAGUUCGAGAGUCAAUUGCCAUCCACCACUAUCCAUCUAUAAUGGUGCUUUCACCUUCAGGUUAGAGGAUGCGAGAUGCAUUUGUAGGUGGUUUCUUCAAAUGCUUUGCCUCUCUUAUUCCCAAUGGUGUCUUCUCUCUGGACAAAUUCACAUUCUGAUCCCUGUUAUGGAAGAGAACUAAUUUCUUCAACUGUACGCUCACCAAACCUGUCGUCACCCACUGGUUACUGCCGGUUGGCCAAUCAGUGUCUGGUGAUGCGGCACAUUCUCAUGGACCAUGAAUUCUUAUGAGAUUCACAUACCAUAAGAGAAGCACAAGGUGGUGUUGAUUUGGGAUCAUGGAGGACGGAAUACGGGGAGGUGUGGAUUGCCGUGGGGGUCUUCUAAAAAGUGAACUCAUUAACGUAAAAAAAUGGAUGGAUGCAUUCAAUUUGUAAGUUCCAAACGAGGCUGCAUCAUUGUAAAUAUGGAAAAUAUUCUAUGUAAUUAGCUGGAAAAUAAUGCAUCACUAUAUACGAAAGUACCUUUGCACAAUAUAAAAGUGCAUCAAAACCCCAAAACAGAUAACUUGGGAAAUGACGAUUCUUAAACUCCACAAGUGUACCUUUUUUGUAGUAUUAAUGGAUGGUAAUUUUAAACACCUUGAGUGUACAUUUUUUGAAUGUAUAGUAAUAUUAGUAGCAUUAA
Molecule: messenger RNA, 3967 nt
Organism: Cuscuta epithymum
Lineage: Eukaryota; Viridiplantae; Streptophyta; Magnoliopsida; Solanales; Convolvulaceae
Source: the annotation of a GenBank genome assembly